Messenger RNA from Branchiostoma belcheri (Belcher's lancelet), 1826 nucleotides. Its product is annotated as E3 ubiquitin-protein ligase RNF185-like. Gene Ontology annotation, biological process: ubiquitin-dependent protein catabolic process. The record is from RefSeq and is a predicted model, not a curated record. Bases 216 to 752 code for a protein of 178 amino acids. Gene Ontology annotation, molecular function: ubiquitin protein ligase activity; ubiquitin-like protein conjugating enzyme binding; metal ion binding. The transcript has 6 exons. NCBI's taxonomy places the organism in Eukaryota, Metazoa, Chordata, Leptocardii, Amphioxiformes, Branchiostomatidae. Gene Ontology annotation, cellular component: endoplasmic reticulum.
GUACUACUGCAGUACGCAGGCGCGGAAGUACAGGUUGUAUCCCGUUCUUCGUUCGUCUGCUGCGAAAGCUUAAAAUUUUGUGAUGGUUUGUCGCUUCUACUCGCUAAGAUAGCCGUCUAGCUUCGCCAUAGAAUACCUCCAGUAGAUUUAAGACGGUUUGGGGAGGACGGUAAGAGCCAGUAAAAACACACAGUACGGGAUUUCGGGUCGGAAUAAUGUCAUCGGCUGAUGUGACGGGUGAUGGGGCAGGGGCCGCCGGAGGGGGAGGGGCGGACGUGGACCAGGGGACCUACGAGUGCAAUAUCUGCCUGGACACGGCCAGAGACGCAGUGGUCAGCCUGUGUGGACACCUGUUCUGUUGGCCCUGUCUUCAUCAGUGGUUGGAGACCAGACCUAACAGGCAGCUGUGUCCUGUGUGUAAGGCUGGCAUCAGCAGAGACAAGGUCAUACCACUGUACGGGAGGGGGGGUUCACAGAUGGAUCCCAGAACGAAAACACCACCUAGACCACAGGGACAGAGGCCAGAACCAGAAAAUAACCAUGGGGGCUGGACAUUUGGAGAUGGGGGAUUCCAGAUGUCCUUUGGAAUUGGAGCCUUUCCGUUUGGUUUCUUUGCCUCGGCUUUUAACUUCAACGAUGGAAGGCCAGGGCCAGCUCCCCCAGGCACACCACAAGCAGAGGAGGAGAGAGUCCUGUCCACCUUGUUCCUCUGGAUUGCUCUUAUCUUCAUGUUCUGGCUCCUCAUGGCAUGAUGGGAUAGGUGCUGCAAGGUAUUGUGGGAAACACUCAAGCACAACAUGGGCAACAGUUUAAAAAGGAAAUAGUUUAAUCUGUCUAAAUAGUUCAUUGUUAUCCAAAUAACCUUAUUUCUGCAAGUAUUGCUAUUAUGUGCAUGUAAAAUAUGUGUGGAUACUGUUUUGACACUUUAUCAUAUUGGAGACUGGCUCUAACCAAGAAGUUUACGAUGGUGCCACAGCAUUCCAAAUGUAUCCCAUAUAUUGGUGUUCAGUUCAUAUACAGCCUCUUUCUUGGUAUAAUUCUUGGUAUUCUUCAGUAUAAUAGGAAGCUUUCCCAUGUAUGAAUUCAUCUUCACAAUGGUGUGAGUAUUGCGGUAUUGCUAAUUGUAAUUCAUAUGUAUAGUUAAGCAAAGUUUAAACACUGCAACUAAUAAUUGCAACUUGCUACCUUUGUAUAAUAUGUUAAGAUAUUUUGGGUUUAUUGCAUGUGAUUAAGCUAUCAAGCAAUGUAUUUUGGCUUCAGGCAAAUUAUGAACUUUGAAAGGGGAUACAUGUAUAUGCACACAUAUGGUUACAGUGGAAAAAUUGUCUUCCACAUUUGUUUUUUGGCCAAUCAUUAAGCAUAUCUAUCUUUCAAUGCAACUUACAGCUGAUUCAAAAUCUCUGGUUUUACUGAAUAGAUAGUUUCAGCAUAUAGCAAUGGACAGUAUCUACGUUCUGUAGGCAGUUACAGGCAUUCUGUUAAUGUGUCUCAAAGUUUAUCCAUUUAAUGGUGACAUCACAAAACUUGCUGUUGUUUUUUUGUAGAUUCCAUUUUGUCCUUGUAAAUGUUAACAGUAGCUGUGUUUUAUCCAACCAGAGCACAUCUCUUGAUGCCAUUGCUGGGAAAGUAAUAAUACCCUGUUUGCUAUUGGUCAGAUGACUACUGUCUACUGAGACUGAUUACUGAUUCUGUCAAGAGCUGUUGUAAAAAUAGUAUAGGUUAUUCAUUAUUUGCCAUGUAAAAACAUUAAUUCACGUGGCAUUGUUACCCUAUGAUUUUAAUGCAUUUACUGAAAUGAACAAUAAAGUUAGACAUUACAAAAGUAC